CACAUAAAAAAUAAAUGAAUGACCCCCUUCGGCGUGCGCCGGCGUAUGCGGGCAGGGAUGCGCGGCCCCCGGCGCUCCGCGCAGCCCCGCGCCGUAGUAAUUUGCAAGGGGCGGUGCAGGGAUGGGGGGGCCAGGGGAGGUGUCCCGCCCCCCCGAUCACAUGGCGACCCCGCGCAGCCAAUGCGGGGGGCUCUAGGACCCCGGGGACCCGCGGCCCCCCCGCCCUAUAAAUGCCUCUCCAAAAUGCAGCGGGGCUCCUUCCUCUCGUCCCGCCCGGCCGCGCUGCUCUGCGCCCCGUGCCCGCGGGUCUCCGUGCCGGCUCCGCGCCCCGCUCCUUCCCCUUUUUCCUUUUUCCUUUUUUUUUUUUUUUUUUAAAUCUUUUUUUUGUUGUUGUUAAUUUUCUAACACCUCCCCUCCCGUUUUUCUCCUCGCCCCCUCCCCGCGGCCGGUUUGCAUGCAUUGUCUGUCUCCCAAGAUGGUUUGUGAGACCAAGAUUGUGGCGGAAGAUCAUGAAUCAAUCCCGGGAUCCAAAAAAGACACGAUCAUUGUUUCCUCCUCCCAGAUGUGGCCCUCUUUGGCGGGCUCCCCUCCCUCACCCCCACCUCCCCUCACCCCCCCAAAAGAAGACCCCAGGCGCGACAAUGUCUAUAUCCGCGAAUUCCACCCCUCCGAACAGGAGGUGGUGCGCCGCAUCUUUUACGAGGGGAUCAUGGAGCGAAUCCCCAACACGGCUUUCAGGGGUCUCUUUUCUGACAGGUGUCGUUUAUUUCUCUUCCUUAUCUCCAUAGUAAUGUGCUUUGUUGUGACCAAGUCCUUCCUGCUGACCUGCUGUUUGCCCAUCUUUCUGAUGGGCAUGAGGUACUACUUCAGUAGAAAAGUUAUCCUGCACUAUCUCGAUUGUGCGCUGCACACGGACAUGUCCGAUAUUGAGCAAUAUUACAUGAAACCGCCAGGUUCCUGCUUCUGGGUCGCCGUCCUGGACGGCAACGUGGUGGGGAUCGUGGCAGCGCGGGGCAACGAGGAGGACAACACGGUGGAGCUGCGGCGCAUGUCCGUCGACUCCAACUACCGCGGCAAAGGCAUCGCCAAGGCGCUGGGCCGCAAGGUGCUGGAGUUCGCCAUGCUCAACAACUACUCCUCCGUCGUGCUGGGCACCACGGCCGUGAAGAUGGCAGCCCACAAGCUCUACGAGUCCUUGGGCUUCAAGCACGUGGGUGUUGUUGAACAUUACGCCCUGCCAGGGAUGACACGCUCCUUACUGGAGAGAAUGUUUUUCCAGGUCCGCUACCACCGCUACCGCCUGCAGCUGCGGGAAGAAUAAAAAAACACCCCCCUCCGACCAAAACAAAAAAAAAGAAAAAAAAAAAAAAGAAAUAUUUUUCCCCCCUUCCUCCCUCUUCAAAAAGAAUAAAUCCCCAUUCUAUUCUCAUCACCAUUGAUUUGCCAGUUCUGGGUUAGAGUUUUUGUACCCUCACGUCACGUUUUGGUUGGCUCCGUUGAGCUCGACGGGCCGGCCGAGCAGCGCCCCUUCCUCGCAUGCUGCAGGUGGUGGUGCUGGGAUCCUGCACCCGGCGGGGCGGAGCGGAGCAGCGGCCUCUCCUUGCCAGGUACCUCCGUAAAGCACAGAAACUUACUGCAAAAUAGUCCAACUGCUCUGGUGUACAUAGUCCUCUCCUUCUCCAGGUGUAAGAUAACAUAGUGAUGCAUUCAUAAUAGUGCAGAAAUAUCACUUGAAUGCGGUUUUCAGUAUUCCACGCACCAGUAAGUAGAAUAUGCAUUCCUCUUACCGUAACCUACAGGUUAAUAGUUUUCAGAGAAAAGGUGGGGGGUACUCCCUGCCCCCGCCCCACCCGCUUGCUGCAAUGCAUGAAGAGGAAAGCGCACGCACUCCGACACAUCGCGCUGCCACCACGGCACUGGUGUUGCACUUUUUUUGGAUGUUCCUCAUUCUGCCAAAUGUCUGAGAGACCCCGGGUGCAUCCGGUAACCACGACUCCACUCCAGCUCCCCUCCUUCCUAAGCCAGCACAGACUCGGACCGGCUGAGCUGAGCCCAUUGUACCAUAGUGUGAAGUUCAGAUCAAACCUGAGUAUCUCCUGCGCUGUUCCGUAGCCACGCGCAACCUGCAGUCCUGGGCCAGACUCCGCAUGUGCGUUGGACUUUCUCUUUGCUGCCUUUUGGGGGUUUUUGUUUGUUUUCAUCUUAUUUUUAAGGGUUAUUUUUUUGUUGUCGUUGUUGUUAUUUUUAGUUUUGGCUUUUGCUGAAUGGUGUCGCUGAGGCGUAAUGGAGGCUGCAGUUCCUAUGGCAACACAUUUGCACAUUAAUGUGCGCACCAAAUCUCACCACUUCAGAGAAGCAACGUGUGACAGAUAAUAGCAUUUUGGGGAGCGCCGGGGUGGGGGGAGCGUACUUAUUAUCUUAACCAGCUGCUUGUUUGAUAAAUGUAGAUGGCCUCACUGCAGCCUUCCAUCAAAGGUAAUUAACUGCUUUAAUGAUGUCAGAUUUGUGAAUUGUACAAUGCAAAAAGCAAUGCAAAGCAGAUUCGGCAUGUGUCUGUACCCGGUAUGUAUGUACAGUGCCUGCCAACUAAAGAAUAACCAAGACUACAGCUUCUUCUAGCCUGAGAUAUCAACUUUUAUAACUUAUUUAAACAAAUAGCAACUUUGCAUGAAUUACAUCUUGGGGAAAAAGAAGACUGGUAGGUUUUAAUUUUUAAAGCGUGGUAUCAGAGGUAUUACAGAAAACCAUUUCGGGCUGCACUCAAUUUUGGGUGGGUAGAGGGGUUUGGCUCUACUAAUACACUUAAAGUAAAACCCCUUUAGUUACUGGGAAAAACAAUUAUUAUUUUAUGAAGUAUUAUGCAUGUGGUGAGGGGGGAAUCCCCCCCACCUCAUCACGAUGAAGCUGGUGAAGGGGUAGAGCGUGUGUUAACCACGCUUGCACAUGGAGAGUCAGCAGGAGAGCUGCAGAGGGAAGGAGCCUUGGGGUGUGGGGAGAGUACAGGAGCCCUGGGGCAGACUGGGGAGCAGACAGCACAGACCUUGCACGUGGGGUGCUGUCUGUCCCACUCCUGCUAGGAGCUGCCCUUUCCUCUCCAGCUGGAAGCUUCCCCAGCACUGAGGUGUGGCCGGCGAUGCUGAUGGAGAGCAGAGGGGACAGGGCUCAGCCCAUCCCUGCAGGGCCAUGGGCCAGGCACUGAUGCUGGGAUGGAGAAACCAUUUGGCACCACCCCAGUUGCCCUUUCAGUGCUUGGCUUGGGCUCAGUCCAGCCUGUGAGGAGUCGGAGGGGCAGAGUCCCAGCGUGUGUCCCAGCAAUAAGGAGGUAGUGAGGAUUGUGAAGGACACUGUAGCAAGAGACCAUGAGUUUAAUUAACAAAAUUUCUUUAUGGGGCACUAUAUUUUUUAAAAGUCUUUCUAUGCUGUACAUUUCUCCUGAAGCUGAAAUAAUGUACUGUUGGUAGGGUUCUUGUAUAGUGUACAGAAAUUGGCAGAAUAUUUUCUUGCUGCAUUCAGUGAUUUAUUAACCGAAGUAAAACAGACAAAUAUAAAGUGUUAGCAAAAGUUGAAAGAAAAAACUCAAAAGUUUGUGCCUUUUUUAGUUUAUUUUUCUGUUGCUAAUAAUCACUGCACUAAAACCUUUCCAGAGGGGUAAAAAAAAAAACAAAAAGCAAAACCUAGUCUCUUAAUAAGGGAAGGAUAUGUAAAGUCUAAAUUGAGCAUUAAUUUUUUUUAUUAGGCUAUUUAAUUAAACUGAUGUUGCUGGUUUUAUUUGAUACCUGUGCCUUUGAAAUAAAACUCCACAUCCUGUCAGAAAAUCCAAACCUGGAAUAAAUCCCACCAGAUCCCACAGACACAGAAGUACCAUCAGGUUUACCAGUAUUUUCUUCUAAAACGUGUAAAGUUUAACUGAUGAUAUUACAGUAGCUGAUCGUAAUAGCUGUUGAGUUUCCUGGGAAGAGGUGCUUUGGAAAGGUGUGGUUUUGGGGGUGCUGUCUGCAUUCCUCCCCAGCACACGGAAAUGCACUGAUAAGGAUUGAGUUGUUGCCACUUGGCCGGUAGCUGCCAAGAAAAUUUAUUCCCUUAAUGCUUCUGCCAGUUGCUUUGUGACCAGGCUUUUUGGAAGAAAUCCAGCUGGUGGCUCCCAGCUCUCCAGCCAGGACAGCUUGUUUCUGAAGGAAAGGGCUGGCUGCCAAAUAGGCUGGGAUCUGCUCUCCUUGGAAGAUGGUGCAGGCUGCCAGAGCUGCAUCCCUGGUGGCAGCAGUGGGACAGGGGUGCACAACCUCCUGCAUUGUUGCUGCUCUCCCACCCACAGCUGCCAAGGUUGGGCUUAAAAGCACCACGUGAUACUGUUGUUUUGUCUGCAUUCAUGGGAAGUUUCCCAAAUGUGAUAGCUCAGGCACAGCUCUGGGGUCAGGGGUGCUGGUUCUGGACCCUGCCAGGCUCACCUGGUGCCAGGGAGGUGUGUGGGCAGACCACAGUGUAGCUCACAGGGUGACACGUUGAGGUCGAGCUGCCUUUGGCAGAUCCAGCCCUCUGCUCUGCAUCUUCCACAGUGCACUGGUUUAAACAGAGUGCUUGGAAAAGAUCAGCACAGCCCCUUCUCCGGGCCUGAGCAUCAUCCCCUGACUCUCCCCAUCCCAGUUCAGUGGCUGAGUGGGUGAGGAGCAGCACGAGGUAGCUGUGGGUUUGGUCCUGAGCAGAAGUGGUCUGGACCUGUUGCCAGUCCUUGAGUCUUGAUUCCAACAGAUACUCAUAUCAGUGUGAGAUGGGAGGGGAUUUUCCUGUUUUAUUUUGGGGGUUUCUCUUUCCAAGGACAACACUGGCAGGAGUGUGAGGAAGAGUGGAGCAUCUCUUGGCCUUGAGCCUAAGGUUAGUAAACCUUAGGUGGUGAAGUAAGACCAGUUCAGAUUUAGGUGGAGGAUGUAUUAGAGAUGUGAAGGCACUUCCACAGCUGCUCUGACUUUGCAGUGCAGGUGGGCUGUCACAGCCCCCUGCCCUCGUGCUGCCUGCAGAGAUGCAGUUUCCUCACCUGGCUGCUCUCUCCUUAGAGUGGGGCUUUUUUUGCUAUUCCCUGUGCACUAGACACUACUCAAGUGUCCUUUGCUUGGAGGGGCUUGGGACAGAGCCCUUGCUCCCUGAGGAAAGCACUAGAUAUCAUGUCCAAAAGUUUUAAAAAAGAAAAAAGAAAGAAGGGAAACUUGCAUUACUGUAGCUGAGGUCCACAGACUUGGGGUUGCCCCAGCCCUCCAUCACAGCCUGGGCCAUUCCCUGUGGAGUGAGUGGGAGCUCCUUCCACACCCUGAGCAAACUGGCAUCUCAAGCACAUGUCCUAUUUGGCAAUAAGCUCUCUGGGAAGCUUGGCCCCUGAACACAUCCAGGCUGGUAAUGUUAAGUAAUCAAAGCAACAAAGAAAGUGGUUUCAAAUCUAACCUGAAACCCUUAAAUUUGUAUUUGUUGUAAAUUCAUUCUGUGCUUUCCCCUCUGUGGAGCAGACAGCACCUGCAAGAUGCUUAGGAAUGGUAAUUGUGUCUCUGCUGGGAGAUGCAGAAAAGUUCAGGGCAUUUCCAUCAGUGGAAAGCUGUUCUU
This is a messenger RNA of Ficedula albicollis (Collared flycatcher), 5586 nucleotides long. It is a transcript of the gene ASPNAT, whose product is annotated as N-acetyltransferase 8 like. NCBI's taxonomy places the organism in Eukaryota, Metazoa, Chordata, Aves, Passeriformes, Muscicapidae. Gene Ontology annotation, cellular component: mitochondrial membrane. Gene Ontology annotation, molecular function: L-aspartate N-acetyltransferase activity. The record is from RefSeq and is a predicted model, not a curated record.